UGAAAUGUAUGCACCCCCAGCUGCUCACUGCCGUGAUGUGAUGCCCGUUCGUUCUCGCGACCGCUUCCAACGUUCACUGUUCCUACCCCCCCUCUCUCCACUGUCACCUGUGAUCCCGCUCGUGCACUCACGCCAUGCCACGCUCGCACGCAUACACGCCGCAGUGUUCAUGUCGACAAUCUACAAUCUCCGCUUUGAGCUGCUGACCCUGAUCCUGUACAACAUUUUGGUGUACUUUCUCCUGAAGUACGACAUCAUCUCUACCAAACCGGAGGGCGACUUUCUUUCCAUGCUUGGCGUCUCCCUCACCUUCUUCCAGACCUUUGGCAACAACCAGGCGUACUCGCGCUGGUGGGAGGCCCGCAUGCUGUGGGGUGGCAUUGUGAACCUGUCACGUACCGUGCCCACCUACCUCGAAGGCGUGGAGGACCCCGGCAAGAAGCUCACGCGCGAGCAGAAGCUCGACAUUGUGCAGCGCCACAUUGCGUACAUCCGCCUUGUUGUGCACCAGCUCCGCCGCGAGCAAGUCCCCGGCACCGCGGGCCGCUAUCUCCAGAACGACGAGAUGCAGCUGAUGCACCUGCCAAACCCGGCCGUCGGCCUCCUGAGCGUGCAGUCCCGCGCCAUCAACAAGCUCUACCGGGAUGGGCUCAUUGACUCGUACGCGCGCAUCCACCUCCUCCGCCUCACGGGCACGUGCUUGGAUCUGCAGGGCGCGUGCGAGCGCAUCAAGACGACGCCCUUCCCGCCAACGUAUUUCCUCUUCCUGCGCUUUGUGCUGGCGUGCUUCCUGCUCAUCCUCCCCUUCCAGAUGUUCAACUCGUACGGAUACCCCGGCGCGGUGGCCAGCAUCCUCAUUGGCACGGCCUAUCUCGCCAUGGAACGCUUUGGCAGCGACCUCGCCGAUCCCUUUGAGGGCCGGCAGAACGACUGCGCCAUGCUUGCCAUCUGCGACACAAUCCAGAAGGAUUUGCUCGGCCCCGAUAUUCCGCUCGAGAAGCACCGCCUCUCCUCCGCCAUCUGCAUCAUGUGA
This is a messenger RNA of Salpingoeca rosetta, 1033 nucleotides long. RefSeq lists its product as uncharacterized. The record is from RefSeq and is a predicted model, not a curated record. Lineage: Eukaryota; Choanoflagellata; Craspedida; Salpingoecidae. The transcript has 2 exons. Bases 5 to 1033 code for a protein of 342 amino acids. Gene Ontology annotation, molecular function: chloride channel activity.